AUGGCAAGGGACAAAUUGCAUUAUGCUGCAGUUCCAGACUUGAAGAUGAAACUCAUUAGUCAAAGACAAACAGACGGAAGGUUGUAUAACUUACCAACUACCACUGAAGUUGUUUCCUUGAUUGUUGGUGAUGAACACUCAGCUGAUAAAAGAGAUAUUAUAAUAGAAAAAAAAUCCGGACUUCUGAAGAGAAUACAUGAACUUCAUCCUGCAUAUUUGCCUUUGCAAUAUCCACUUUUAUACCCAAAAGGAGAAGAUGGUUACAAACUAAAUAUACCUCACAAAGAUCAUGCCAAUAUAGAUGCUGCAAAGAGGAAACAAGUCACAUUGUGCGAAUAUUUUUGUUACCGCCUACAGUCAAGAACUAAUGAAGCACAGACUAUACUUCAUUCCAGAAGAUUAUUUCAGCAAUGGAUUAUUGAUGGAUAUUGUAUGAUUGAGCCUCAAAAACUAAACUAUGUCAGACAACAUCAACAACAACUCAGGGUUGACAAAUACAUCAAUUUAACUGGCUCUAAUGACCAUCUUGAAACACUUGGUAGGGACAGAGGAAAGAGAAUCAUACUGCCAAGUAUUCGCCUUACUAAAAAGGAAACAAUUCAUUUAUGCUUAACUAAGAUUGAGAAUAUGCUACAAGCGAACAGAAGGAGCUUGCGAGAUUUUCCAUCCAUGCCAUACCCAAUAGGAUAUGCACGAAACCAACAUCAUAAUAAUCUUAUCCAUAAUGAAAUGGCAUAUGACAAAGAAAUUAUAUAUUACUAUUUGUUAAUAUGUGAAUAUAUAAUUACAAAUGAGCAAAAAACUAUUGUCGAUACCAUUAUGUCUGUGGUUAACACUCAAUCAGCUACAGUUUACUUUCUCUAUGGAUAUGGUGGAACUGGCAAAACAUUUGUUUGGAUAGCCUUAUCAUCUGGUAUACGCUCCAAUGGUGGAAUUGUUUGUACAGUUGCUUCGAGUGGAAUUACUUCAUUACUAUUGCCUGGUGGUCGGACCACACAUUCCAAAUUUGCUAUACCAGUCCCUGCAACAGAAAAUUCAACAUGCAAUAUUCAUCAAGGCAGUGAGUUAGCUGAAUUAUUAAAGGUUACAAAACUAAUAGUCUGGGAUGAAGCUCCAAUGUGUCACAAAUUUGCAUUUGAGGCACUAGAUAAAAGUCUUAAAGACAUCAUGCAAAACAAUCUGGCUUUUGGAGGGAAAAUUAUCGUUUUUGGUGGAGAUUUUCGACAGAUCUUGCCAAUUGUUCCAAAAGGUAAUCGCUCAGACAUCGUCCAUGCAACUAUAAAUGCAUCAUACAAUGAAGAACUCAAACAAUUUGCACAUUGGCUACCUGACAUAGGAGAUGGAAAAAUUGGACAAUAUAAUGAUGGAUUUUCAGAAAUCACUAUUCCAGAUGAGUUUCUUAUCAAAAAUUAUGAUGAUCCUAUCCAUGCUAUUGUUGAAGCCACAUAUCCCAGCUUGUUAGAUAACUACAGUGACACAGAUUACUUGCAAAAAAGAGCUUUUCUUGCCUCUAAAAAAGAAAUUGUUGACAAAAUAAAUGAUUAUGUCCUAUCACUUAUACCCAAUAACGAAAAAGAGUAUUGCAUCGUAGAUAGUAUUGAUAAAUCAGAUGAAUUGCUCAAUCCUGCUUUCGCAUUAUUGCCACCUGAAUUUAUGUAUUCAUUGCAAACAUCAGGUAUACCUAAUCAUAAAUUAAAACUUAAGGUUGGAACUCCAAUCAUGCUAAUACGAAAUCUCGACCAGACUGAUGGCCUGUGCAAUGGAACUAGGCUCAUUAUCACCAAACUCAGAUCUAAUGUGAUUGAGGCUGAAGCAAUUACUGGGCCUAAUUCAAGAAAUAGGACAUACAUACCCAGAAUAAAUAUGUCUCCAUCUGAAUCUCCAUGGCCAUUCAAACUUAUAAGGAGGCAGUUUCCAUUCAUAGUUUCUUAUGCUAUGACUAUAAACAAAUAUCAGGGACAAUCAUUACACCACAUAGGACUGUAUUUGCCACACCCAGUUUUUAGUCAUGACCAACUAUAUGUUGCACUCUCAAGGGUUAAAAGCAAAGAUGGACUUCAUAUUCUCAUACAUGACAAUGACGGUAAUCCAAAAAAUAUUACCAGUAAUGUUGUUUACAAUGAAGUCUUUGCCAAUUUAUAA
Molecule: messenger RNA, 2142 nt
Organism: Glycine soja
Lineage: Eukaryota; Viridiplantae; Streptophyta; Magnoliopsida; Fabales; Fabaceae
Product: ATP-dependent DNA helicase PIF1-like
Exons: 4
Coding region: 1-2142 (713 amino acids)
Biological process (GO): telomere maintenance; DNA repair
Molecular function (GO): DNA helicase activity
Source: RefSeq, a predicted model, not a curated record